AUGAAAUACUCUUUAGUUGCAGCUUUCCUGGCUUUGCCUCUGGCUUUGGCCGCUUCACUUAAAUCCGUCGUCGUCACUUUCCCCAAGGGAACGCCUGACUCGGUGAUCAACCAGGCCAAACACUCGUUGGUGGCUUCAGGAGGUGUGAUCACUCAUGAAUACAGUCUGAUCAACGGCUUUGCUGCCGAGGCUCCCGCCAGUGCAUUGCAGACCCUCUCCACCCAGGACGCCAAAUACAAGCCGGACAUCGAGGAGGACAAGGUGGUGAAUGCGAAUGGAGAGUAUGCCGCCGCAUUCUGA
Molecule: messenger RNA, 300 nt
Organism: Penicillium olsonii
Lineage: Eukaryota; Fungi; Ascomycota; Eurotiomycetes; Eurotiales; Aspergillaceae
Source: the annotation of a GenBank genome assembly